AUGCUACAUCAUCAGAGAAUGGCAAUUAUACUGUCUAGAACUCAAGAUCUUUCGCUUACAAGAUCUAUUGAAAACCAUUACAAUCGGUUUUUAAUCAGAUUUCGACCGUUUUUUUUUCUACAUGAUAAGAAGUUUCAUUAUACCAUGUCAGCUAAGAACCAUAAUUCGCAGUUGGACAUUGACAGUCUUCUUGAACGUCUACUCAAAGGUCGUCAAUAUUAUUCAUCAUGCCGUCCUGUUCCGAUGUUGGAAGAGGAAAUACAUUUUUUAUGCGACGCAUCGAAAGAUAUCUUUCUCAAUCAACCGAUGCUUCUUGAACUUGAGGCACCUAUUAAAAUAUGUGGUAAUCUUUUCGGUCAGUACACUAACUUACUUCGUCAUUUCGAACUUAAUGGAUUUCCACCGACAACACAAUAUUUGUUUCUUGGUAACUAUAUUAAUCGAGGGCGACAGUCUUUGGAAACAAUCUGUCUUCUACUCUCAUACAAAUUAAAAUAUCCGAAGAAUAUUUUCUUAUUACGCGGUAAUCAUGAGUGCCGAUCGAUGAACCGUAUUUAUGGAUUUUACGAUGAAUGCAAACAUCGGUAUAAUAUCGAAUUGUGGAAAUCAUUCAAUGACUGUUUUAAUUGUCUUCCGGUGGCUGCUAUUAUCUCGGGCAAAAUCUUCUGUUGUUCAGGAGGUCCUUCACCUGAGCUUCACAGCUUAGAACAAAUUCGAGAAAUCCAGCGGCCAACAGAUGUACCCGAAGCCGGUCUUCUUUGUGAUUUACUAUGGGCUGAACCGGAUGAGAAUGUGAAAGGCUGGAGCGAGAGCAAUGCUGGUAUUUCGUUCAGUUUCGGUGUGAAUAUAGUGCAUGAAUUCUUAAAUCGACAUAGUAUGGAUUUAAUUUGUCGAGGACGUAAAUUCCUCUCAAAUGGUUACGAGUUCUUCGCUGAUCGUCGAUUGGUCACUAUUUUUUCCGCUCCAGAUUAUUUGGGUGAAUUCGAUAUUACAGUUCCCAUCUUGUCAAUUGACGAAAAUUUGAAAUGCUCAUUUAUAUUUCUUUAUCCGAAUGACAGUCAAUCCAAAAAGCAAGUUAAUGAGAAUGAGACUUUCCAUGUAGAACUUGAUCAUGGCAGAUUAGCCAAAAUAUCAUUAGCUCAAAUGGGUGAUGAUGAAAAAUGUGUUCAUUGGGGUGAUAUAGACCAUGAUGUAUCGAUUAAAGAAUAA
Molecule: messenger RNA, 1209 nt
Organism: Adineta ricciae
Lineage: Eukaryota; Metazoa; Rotifera; Eurotatoria; Adinetida; Adinetidae
Source: the annotation of a GenBank genome assembly